This is a messenger RNA of Brassicogethes aeneus, 429 nucleotides long. The record is from the annotation of a GenBank genome assembly. Lineage: Eukaryota; Metazoa; Arthropoda; Insecta; Coleoptera; Nitidulidae.
AUGGCUCCUCAAGGAAACUCAUCAAGAAAAUCGUGGACAGACAUGAUAAAACAUCAAAAGGAACAGGAGACAUUAGUUGGUCUCACAAUCCCAUAUGAGCAGGGAACCUCAGAAAAAAUACGAAGAAUCGCAAGACCAUUGGGAGUAAGGACGGUAUUUUCUUCACGAAAUGCACUAAGAAGCAAUCUCUCAAAAACAAAACCACCACAAAACCAGACCAAAAAUGUGAUUUAUCAUAUCCCAUGUACUUGCGGAAAAGCAUACAUAAAAGAAACCAAGAUGCCACUAAACGUACAGAUAAAAGAACACAGAAAACACACAACAAAAGGAGAAACAACAAAAUCCGGUUUGGGGGAACAUGCCUGGAAAGAACACCACAACAUAUUAUGGGAGGACGCGAAAGUUUUAAACACAGAAAUACACUGGUAA